CGCCCAUUCCACAAUGCAACAGAAAAAUGUCUGCGCCCUGGGUUUGUAACUGCAAAAUAAUUUGGACAUAUUUUUAGACGUUUUAAACGAUUCUUUCCAUAUCUGUCAAGAUGGUAGAAAUAAAUGAUUUGGUUACAGUUACCAGGUUUCCUGAUGGAUUUAAAUUUGCAUUGAUGAUACUGUAUUUCCCUAUUGGUGUGUUCCUGAUUGUAUGCAGAGUGUUGAUUGCCUUACAUACUUAUAUAAUUGUUUGUCUGUUCCCGAGGGGUGCCGCUAGAAGGCAGUUCGUUCGUGGUAUGCUGGGGGUGCUUGGUAUUCAUAUUUGGGUGGAAGAGGAUCAAAGCCCACAGACAGAGAGCCCAAAAGUUCUUGUGGCCAAUUAUACAUCAGUUCUAGAUCAUAUUGUCAUAGAUGUAGUCAUCAGUCAUUUUGUGCCUUAUCAUGGGAAUGUACCUAAAGUGUUCCAGUGGGUGCUUGGUUACAAGGAUCUUACAUCACCGCAAAGCAAGCAACAGUUUCUGGAAAAUAUGAAAAAGUUUGUACAAGAGCAAGAGUUUCCCAUUCUCAUACAGCCAGAAGAUGUUCCUACUAACAACAGUGUUGGAGUCCUUAAGUUUAACACACAGGCUUUUGAACUAGAGUUGCCCAUUCAGCCGGUGUCUGUCCAGAUGUCGCGGCUGUCAUUCCCAUGUGCUCUAACAACAAUAGAUGGUCCUAGAUGGACAGAUGUUCUCUGGUGCUUCUUUACGCCUGUAACUGUAUUUAAACUCAAAACACAUCCUGUAAUAAAGAGAGAGGAAGGGGAGAGUGUUGACGAUCUUUCUGAGAGAGUUCGGUCAGUGAUAGCAGAAGCUUUAAAUCUUGAAAAGACAGAAUAUACAGCUGCCGAUGUCAGAGAAUAUCGCAAAAAAUUAAAAGCUGAACCCCCGUCUCAGCCUAGAGGUGACUGUUUCAUACAGAAGUGACUUUUCCUAAAUUUA
Molecule: messenger RNA, 980 nt
Organism: Mercenaria mercenaria
Lineage: Eukaryota; Metazoa; Mollusca; Bivalvia; Venerida; Veneridae
Product: lipid droplet-regulating VLDL assembly factor AUP1 homolog
Exons: 7
Coding region: 111-965 (284 amino acids)
Cellular component (GO): membrane
Source: RefSeq, a predicted model, not a curated record